Molecule: messenger RNA, 6865 nt
Organism: Pseudopipra pipra
Lineage: Eukaryota; Metazoa; Chordata; Aves; Passeriformes; Pipridae
Product: collagen alpha-1(I) chain-like
Exons: 2
Coding region: 272-1519 (415 amino acids)
Source: RefSeq, a predicted model, not a curated record
CAGCGCUGCCCGAGUUCCCGGCCGGGAGCAGAGGAAGGAGAUGGCGGGGCAAGGAAGGGACGCGGCCAGCAGCCCCGGCGCAGGGACCCGCCGCGGGCCGCAACGCGCCGCGCUCCGCUGCGCCUCGCAGUGUGGCAGCGGGAGGCGGGAGGCGGGGAGGGUGUGGAGGCUGCGGGCGGUCCCUGCCGGAGCCCCGGGGCUCCCCCGCCCCGCCCGGCCCGGCCCGGCCCGGCCCGCGCGGGGCCCCGGCUGUGAGAACGAUUAAUUCAAGAUGGCGCCGGCGCCCUCCACAACCACCCCCCCCGCGCGCCGCCAUUUUGUCUCCUCCUCCAGACACCUCCGAACCCCCCCCGGCCGGGCCCGGGGCCCCUCACCGGCCCCGCUCGCCCCCUCUCGGGCCCACAGCCACCCACCUCCGCUCCGCACUCCUCACGCCGCUCCCCCUGCCGCCCCGGGCCGCGCCGGGAGUGCGGGACCCGCCGGCGCGGAGCCCGCGGCCCGCUCCUGUGGCGGAGCCCUGGCGCGGCCUAGCUGCGGCCUCCUCGCGGCCUGCGCCGCGGCCUGCGCGGGCAGGGGGAGGCCUGGGCCGGGCGAGCGGCGGGGCCCGGCCCGUGGCUCUUACCUUGCGGGUGGCGGGCGGCGGCGCUCCCUCGGCGCGGCCUCUCUCAGCGCGACUGGGCCGAGCGCGGCGGCGGCGGCGGCGGCUGCGGCGGGGCGGGCGGGCGGGCGGGAGGGGAGGGAGGGGCCGAGCUCGGAGCUGAGUGGAAGCGGCCAAGCUCCCCGGGCCGGGCCCGCCGUCAGCACGUCACGUCACUGCCCGAGAGAGCCCAGGAGCAGGCGGAAGGGAGCGCGCCGCCGCCGCCGCCUCGGGCCGCCCGCCCGCCCGCGGGGGCCGGGGCGGCCGGGCGGGCCGGGGGCCUGUGUGCGGGGCGGGCGAAGCGGCGGUCGGGGCGACGGGGCGGGGGCGGCGCGGCGGCGCUCGGUCCCGCGGCUCCUCCUGCCGCCGCCUCCGCCGCGGCUCGGCCGCGCUGCGCCGCCCGGGGCUCGGCGUGCGCCCCCCGGAGCGCGGCGGUGCCCCGGGACCCCCGCCCCGCCCGGACCCUCCAUGCCGGGCCAGUCCCUCCCGCGCUCCGCCAGGCCUGCGGCCCGGCCCGGCCCCGCCGUGCGUUCCGGGGACUCCGCGGCCCCGCCGCGGGAUUGGACUCGGGGCUACGCGGCGGGGAGCGGGUUCUUAGGGUGCGGGCUUUUAGGGUGCAGGUUUUUAGGGUGCGAGGGCUCUGCGCUGGGGCGGACGCGGGCCGAGGGCCGCGGGUUGCGCGGCCUCGGGUCACCCUGGCGCGGGGCGCGGCCGCCGACGGGAAUUACUGGGAACAAGAAGGACAGCGGGAAGCAGCGGGGCGCGGUGCUGGACCCCCAGUCCCCACGCAGAACGGGGCCCCUCCACGCAUGGCGGGACGGCGCUGUCACUCACAUAACAGCAGUACCAGGGCAGGGGGGGGUCGCAUUUUGUGGGCCAUAGAAAAUUGGAAAUAAUGUGGCGUCGAAACCCAAGCCCUUCCUAGAAGUGUUCUCUCAUCCUUGUCAUGAAAGUUAAUCAAAAUUAAUUUAAUUUUUUUUUUAAGGAAAGAGUUGCUGUUCAUCCAUGAAAGAUGCAUCCUAAAGUUUUUGAGGCAUUAGAAAUUACGUGCCAUGAGUAACCUCAUGGAGAUGAGGAGGUACCUUCAGAUUGGUUGGUGUUCUUGUGUAGGGCUCGAGGAGGCUUUCUUGAGGGGCGUUCUUAACAUUUAAGUAAACUGGGAGGAAGUUGGCUGUUGCACUUAUCAAAUGAUGCAAAUGUGACUUAUCUGGCUGAGAACAGCAAAUGUGUGGUGUUUAUGUUGCCAAUGAACCUCCGUUUCAGCUUUGACUCCACUUUCAUUUUACACACUAGACUUUUCUAUCUUAACACACAGGCAUAAAAUGUAAUUUGGGCAAUGCCUGUAGUUUAUUUCAGUGUAGUGUUUGAUAAACAUGCACCCUGCAAGCUUUACCCAGGUGGGUUGAUUGUGGCUGGAUGUCACUCCCCUUCUCAGCUGGACAGGGGAGAGAAAGUAUAACAAAGGUUCAUGAGUUGAGAUGAGGACCAGAAGAGAUCAGUCACCAAGUACCUAAGGGCAAAACAGACUCAAAUUGGGGAUGUUAAUUGAAUUUAUUACUAACAAAAUCAGAGCAGGAUAAUGAGAAGUAUAUCAUGGCUAGGCUUUGCAAACGAAGAUUUGGGAAGGCUCUAUCCACAUUUGCUACAGGCACGCUGGUGGCUUAUGAGGCCAAUACGUGACAGACAUAUCCGAUUGCAAAAGGCACAGCAGAAAGACUCCUUAGGUGGUGUAUUCUGCAAUACACGGUUCUUUCUGCCUUGCCUUUUCUCCUCGAGAGUGAUCCUGCGUGUGUUCUCAAAGGAGACAGCUGCGUUAUAGAUGGUGUGUCUCCAGGCCUCCUGAUUUGAGGCCAGAGUAGACCAGUUAUGGUGAUCAAUAUGGCCAUGGCUGAGAUGUUGUUUCAGGGAGUCCUUGUAUCUUUUCUUCGGGGCUCCUCUCAUGCGGCAGCCAGUGGCAAGUUCACCAUAAAGCAAGAUCUUAGGGAGGCGGUGGUCCUUCAUCCUGGAGACAUGCCCUGCCCAUCGCAGCUGUGUUCUCAACAACAUGGCUUCAAUACUUGUGACUGCUGCUUACUCUAGAACAGAUGUAUUGGUCACAUAAUCUGACCAGUGGGUGUUUAAGAUUGUUCGGAGGCAGCGUUGAUGGAAGCGUUCUAGGAGACGCAGCUAACAAAAUCAGAGCAGGAUAAUGAGAAGUAAAGUAAAUCUUAAAAACACCUUCCCCCUACCCCUCCCUCCUUCCCAAGUUCUACCUCUUCCCCCUCCAGUGGCUCAGGGAGGCAGGGAAUGAGAGUUACAGUCCGUUCAUCACAGGUUGUUUCUGCCACUGCUCAGGGAGAGGAGUCCUUCCCCUGCUCUAGCAUGGUGUCCCUGCCAUGGGAGACAGUUCUCCAUGAACUUCUGCACAGGUUGCAGGGGAAUCUCAGCUCUGGCAUCUGGAGCACCUCCUCCCCCUCCUUCUCCACUGACCUUGGUGUCUGCAGAGUUGUUCACAUGUUCUCACUCUGCUCUUCUCUGGCUGCAAUUACAUCUAGGAAAUAAUAUUUUUUUCCUUCCUAAAUGUUAUCCCAGAGGUGUUACUGUCAUUCCUGAUGAGCUCACCUUGGCCAGCAGGGGGUUCAUCCUGGAGUCGCCUGGCAUUGGCUCUGCUGGAUGUGGGGGAAGCUCCUGACAGCUUCUUACAGAAGCCACCACUGUAACCCCUCCAACCAAAACCUGGCCAUGCAAACCCAAUGCACCAUAAUACUGAGACACCAUAAUACUUCAAAAAUUAUUUUAUUCAGUUCCAUGAAGAUUGGAGUUAAACUUUUUGUAGAAUCAAGCCCAGACCUGUGUUGCACGAGGGAGUCCUAAAAUAUUUACCCUAAAAAGAUUUUCCGAGCUUGACCUUACAUGUGAUACUAACGUAAAAUAGUCAUAAGUAAGUAUUCUCGUCAGGAUGGAAGAGGCUAAAGGAACAAGCAGAGAAAGAUGAUGGUGGAUACAUUAGCAACAGCAAGAUAAAUAUAAUACAGAAAAGUAAAAAAACGGGAAAUUUAUUUUUUUGUCCUUAUGUUUAAGACUGUGAAUUUAUUCAAAACAGUGGAACAGAUUUCCAAGAGAGAUUGUGAAGGCUCUGUCUUUGGAGAUACUCAAAACCCAACUAAACACAGCCUUGAGCAACUUGCUGUAGCUGACCCUGCUCUGAGCAGGAGGGUUGGAUGAGAAAAUCUGCAGAAGGACCUUCCAACUUGAAUAAUUCUAUGCUUUUUAAGCCAGUUUUUUCAACAAAUGUAAAGUGCGUAGAAAAUUAUAAUGAACAGCAGGAUGUCCUGUAAGCUCUUUGGUUCCAAGGACCUUUUAUUCUAUUUUUCAUUCACAUAGGGAAUGGAAAUUCAGCAUACAGGGCACAUUGCCCUCAAAGAUUCAGUGUAUCUAGUUGUCAUGUCGUUGCAGGGAAAGACCUCCAGAAAACUGUAAUGCCAUUAAAAGGCAAAUGGCUGGAUGUUUUUCAAUACCUGAAUCUCAACUUCUUGACUGGCUGGCCAUUUACCCUGUAAAUCUAUAAUGUUUCACCUCAACCUUGUCGUUCUUUACCACUCAGGAGCCAGAUACCAGCAGAUUUUGAGUCAUCGGCAUCAUUUGAGUAAUUUUGUUCUGAUGAAGCCAUCACCUAAAUGUUGUCCCCAGCCACUCUGGUUUCCAAUAGGCCACAGACAACCUGGUGUGAUCAGAAACAGGGUGACUCCCAUGGGUGCAGCUGCCAGGAAGGAAGCUGUGUUUGCAGCUGAUAUUCACAGCCCUUUCUGCUCCCACAGCCCACAGAGGUGUCCAAGGGCAGAACGCACUUGGAAACUGCAGAUACAGUAGGUGUGCUCGCACAACUUUGGAACAACACAGGUUAACUUGCAGGAAUGUUUUUGUAACUUGCACCUUUUGAAGAGUUCAGUAGGAAAAGGGUAAAACUAUAUUGUAACCAAUAAGAUUUCUGGCCUUGAUUAGUGGUUGGAUUGUGUCAGUUUUGAUACACGAGAGACAGAAUACAGCUUGUAUGUAAGUUUAUAGCUCAGUUGUUCAGUCCUGUGAACAAAACUGUUGUGUUCCACCUCUAAUUUUACCUGUGAUCCACUGUUCCUUUAUACUUUUCCCUAGAGUUUGUUUUGGUGUCACUCAGCAGUAGGUAUCUCUUUCUUCACAAAGGCAAAUGAAGUUGGUGGCUUUUGCUGAGUAUCCUCUUAAAAUUAUACUGGAACUUAGCAGUCAUAGUUCUGGAGAUACCUGCUCAUAAUUUCAUACUCGGACACUUAGUUAUCCCAUUGGCUAUUUCAAUGUUGCCGUCAGGUUCCAUCUAGGUGAUAGUAAAAGGAGUUGGUGUGUCUGUCAAGUCAUGAAAAACUGGUACAGCUGUAAGUCAGUGAGGCUGAUAAUCCAUCCAUCUCAUUGAUAAUGUACUUGAGAUUAAAUUGUAAAAAUUGGUAAAGAGCCAUUUUCAGUCAUAGUUCCUUCCUGUUUAUCUUGUGUCUUAUUUAGAUCCUUUUUGAGGUAUUGGCAACAUCUGUAGCAAACACCAGUGUGUGGACUAACACUCCCAGAUUUCUUGAGCUGAAGCUCCUGUUAAGCCUGAGGUUAUAAGAGGCUAAGUUGAGGGUUGUCAGCUUUAUGGUGCCUGGUUUAAAGGCCUUUGGGUAGAGAUGUGUUUGCUUCUUGAUCUACAAUGAAAUAGUUACUUUAUCAUCCAGUUAUGUGAUCCUGUUUUAGUAGCCACUCUUCAACCUUGAUGAACCCAUCAGGUGGCAAUGAAGGGUCAUUUUGAGUUGAGUCAAGGUUACUCCACUGUCCAGUAAACAUACUGAGCCUGAUGAAAUGAUCUUUUCCUAUUCUUCCUAUACAGCCACAAAAGUGAAGGGAGGUUGUUUUAAUUUCUCCCAGAAUAGUCCCCUGUUAAUAUAUUCUCAUGAAAAUGCUUGAAUAGUUUUUCUGUCUCCCAGCUUCUAUUUGAAACUCAGCUAUAAAAAGGAAAUACUGCCAUCUUAUCCAAGGAUCUAAUGUCUUCCAUAACAUUCUCUUUUAGUUGUUAAUAGUAUUGCACAUGCACCAAUGUUUACCCACAGUCAUUGGACUAAAAAGGAAGGAGUAAGAAGGAUUACCUAACAGUAGUAAAAGUGUUUACUUCAUGACUGUAGUAGCUGCUGACUUUCAUGCAUGGUGUAUUUGGGACAGUUACACUGAAAAGGAAUCCUUGUAAAAAUAUGUCCCAAAGCGAAGGAAGUAUGAGGGAUAAGAAGUCAUUCUAUUGAUAGUUUAAUCUGCAGGUCCAAAUAACCCUGGAGUCUUAAAAAUUAGUGUAACAAAGGAAAAGCUGUCAGAACAAAGGUCUGUUAGACCUCAUAAUCUGUUUCUGGACACUAAUAGGUAGGAAAUGCCUAGUGAGAAGUAAAGCUAUGGGGAAAAUGUAGAGUGAUACACACCUCAAAGUGCACUCCUGCUGGCCUUUGUCAGCAGAGGAGGUGGCUGGUUCAUUUACAACAAUAAAUGUAAAUCUAAAAAGGCUUAAGCCAUUUCAGAAAGGGUGAUAUCGGCCAGGUCCCAUUUGUCUAAGCCAGCCCAUCAUGUUAAAAGUCAGUCCUAAUCAAAAUAAUGGAAAAGAAAACAUGAUUUCUUUGAUAAGGAAUAAAAGGGUAGUAAUAUAACCAGAACCAGUACAUGUGGGUUAAGGAAAAAUGAUCUUGGGAAACACACCAAACUUCAUUGCUUGAGUAGGUGAGAAGUUUCAGCACAAUUGUGUAGAGGGAGCAGACUUCGGUAACGUGCUUCAUACUACACACACCAAGUCUCCCUUAGUUUCAAUAUCAUGUUAAAUGGCUUAAAAGUUGAUGGACUAACAGUUCUAAAGAAAUAGGUUAAAAUUGCAGAAAUAACCAAACAGUUGGAUUGUUUGCAGAGUUGGAACCUCAGUUAUGGCCCAACAGUUCCAUCGUGGUCUAGAAGUCAUAAUAGUGUUGCCACUGAUUUUAUUUGUGGCUGUGACAAAGUUGUUGGAGUGAGUACAUGAGGAAAAGACAAUAAUGCAGAACCAUCGCACAGAGUGGAUUACUUCAUAAAUUGAACAAUUUAAAUAAGUUGUGUCUUAAUGUGUCCAAUGCAGAAUUAUGUGGCUAGGGUUAAGGAAUGCAAGUAAUGUACCUAGAAGAUACUCCUGAAUCCUGGAAAGCAGAGACUUCAGAGAAGAAUAAAAGGAUGCAAUGACAA